Messenger RNA from Populus nigra (black poplar), 1696 nucleotides. Its product is annotated as bifunctional L-3-cyanoalanine synthase/cysteine synthase D1-like. The transcript is spliced from 11 exons. NCBI's taxonomy places the organism in Eukaryota, Viridiplantae, Streptophyta, Magnoliopsida, Malpighiales, Salicaceae. Bases 507 to 1478 code for a protein of 323 amino acids. The record is from RefSeq and is a predicted model, not a curated record. Gene Ontology annotation, cellular component: cytoplasm. Gene Ontology annotation, molecular function: cysteine synthase activity.
UUAUGCUCGUAGUUAAUGAUUUUUUCAACAAAAUUAACCCAGUGUCUGCAUUAUUUGACUGAUUUUUUGUUGUUGGGCGUUUUAUGGGUUGUUCACUUGAUGAUUUUUCUGUGGUUUUAUUGGGAACUUUGCAUACUGUUUCUUGAUCUAUUCCUUUACGGAUUUUUUUUUGUUUCAAUAAUCCAUGGCAAUUUUUCCAUAAAUCUUGGUCACCACUAGCUGUGUUGUAAGAAGUUGUUUAUUGAAAAAUGUCAUUGAGAUAUUGCUUCAUGUGGCAACUGGACACUUGGUGGGUCUUAGUGAAAUAUCUGUUUUUUUUUUUUAUUUUAUCCGUGUUGAUGCUUAGCUGAAGUUUUGAACAUGAAAACACAGAACAAAGAUCUCAAGUAAUUCCUUUAUUGUCUGGGAACAUUUAUUGCCUCUUCAAGUUUUUGUUGCUUGGAAGCAUUACGAAACCAUCUUUUGAGUGUGAAGUUUGAGGGGAUUACGAUUUACUAUAAAGGAAUAUGGAGGACAAGUGUGCAAUCAAGAAAGAUGUCACUGAAUUAAUAGGAAAUACCCCUAUGGUAUAUCUCAACAAUAUCUUGGAUGGUUGCGUAGCCCGUAUUGCUGCCAAACUUGAGAUGAUGGAACCUUGCUUCAGUGUUAAAGACAGGAUUGCAUAUAGUAUGAUCAAAGAUGCGGAAGAUAAGGGCUUAAUUACUCCGGGGAAGACUGUCCUCAUUGAACUUACAAGUGGUAACACGGGCAUUGCAUUAGCAUCCAUCGCUGCAGCCAAGGGUUACAAAGUUAUCAUUAUCAUGCCAGCUGCAAAAAGUAUAGAGAGAAGAAUAGUGAUGCUGGCAUUUGGAGCUGAGUUGCAUCUCACAGAUCCAACCAUGGGCUAUGAGGAGGUCCUUAGAAAGGGUGAGGAGAUACUAAAAGUCACACCUAAUGGUUACAUGCUUCAUCAAUUUGAAAAUCCAGCCAAUCCAAGGAUUCAUUAUGAAACCACAGGCCCUGAGAUAUGGAAAGAUUCGGCAGGAAAAGUUGAUGUCCUGGUUGCUGGGAUAGGGACAGGUGGUACAGUAACUGGAGCAGGGAAAUUUCUUAAGGAGAAAAAACCGGAGAUUAAGGUGUAUGGUGUAGAACCAGCAGAAAGUGCAGUCCUGAAUGGAGAAAAACCUGGUGCACAUCUGAUUCAAGGACUUGGCGCAGGCGUUGUUCCUCCUGUUUUGGAUAUUGGCCUCCUCGAUGAAGUUAUCAAAGUAUCGAGUGAUGAAGCUAUUGAUACUACCAAGCUGAUUGCUUUGAAAGAAGGUUUGCUGGUGGGAAUAUCAUCUGGUGCUGCAACAGCUGCUGCUAUAAUGUUGGCCAAGAGACAGGAAAAUGCUGGGAAACUCAUUGUGGUGGUUUUUGCUAGUGCCGGGGAGCGAUAUAUUUCCUCGAAGCUGUUUGAUUCCAUCAGGCACGAGGCAGAAACAAUGACCUUUGAUUAAGGUCUUACUGAUUUUUCAUGCGGGGGACCUAUUUAAACUAUUGGUUUUUUUUUGCGCAAUUCCUUCCUGGAAGAACGUAAUUCACACUGAUUCUGGACUCGUAUGGGUAGGGGCUGUGCAACACAGGCCUGAUUCCUUAAAAUUGUACCUACUUCAUGCAACAUAUGAAUGCUUCAAGCAUAAGACUCUUAAUAGACUUGUCGUCAACUGUCUUGAAA